Molecule: messenger RNA, 396 nt
Organism: Protopolystoma xenopodis
Lineage: Eukaryota; Metazoa; Platyhelminthes; Monogenea; Polystomatidea; Polystomatidae
Source: the annotation of a GenBank genome assembly
AUGUGUUCUCCCCCUUCACCUUCACCUGGCAACCGUAAGACUUGGCCUUUCGUAGGUCUUACGGCCAUUAUUUCGCUCCCUUCCCCUCCAACACACAAGUCCAGCUUUGUCCCAGACCUAGUGAGGCGUUGGGACGACAGGACGCCUGGUGACGUUAACUUAAGUGUGCUUUUCGACUUGCAAGAACUGCCAAACAGCUCGGCCUACCAGCAUCGGCAACAAAGACAAACUCAACCUCACACCUUUCAUCACCUUUUUGUCACUAGUCUUAUUCUUUCGAAGCCCAAUCUGGCCAACAAGAGAGGCAUUUUAACGUCAAGAGAAGAUUGUUCGGUCUCUGCUGGACUCUUGUCCGGUAUUUUCCACAUCCCAAGUGGGAUAAAUGCACAUGCUUGA